Leopardus geoffroyi (Geoffroy's cat) is the source of this 1622-nucleotide messenger RNA. It is a transcript of the gene ZC2HC1B, whose product is annotated as zinc finger C2HC-type containing 1B. The transcript is spliced from 9 exons. Bases 708 to 1403 code for a protein of 231 amino acids. The record is from RefSeq and is a predicted model, not a curated record. Lineage: Eukaryota; Metazoa; Chordata; Mammalia; Carnivora; Felidae.
UUUCUCUGCCCCUCCUCUGCCAGUGCUCUCUCAAAUACAAAUAUUUAAAAGAAAAAAAGGUGAGUCACCCGAUGUGCAUGUUCUCAGCAAAAUUAGAACAAAGUGAUGCCCUGCCUUGUUUCAGCUCUCAUCCUGUAAACAAGUGUCCUUUUCACAGUCUGUGCCACAUUUUUCAUAUUUUUGCAAUUUUUCUUGGUGAUUUUGCUGUACAAAAUGACCCCCAAACACAGUGUUGAAAUGUACUCUAGUGUUUCUGAGUACAGGAAGUCUGUGAUGUGCCUUAUGGAGAAACUAUGUCUGUUAGAUAAGCUUCAUCCAGGCAUGAGUUAUAGCAUUGCUGGCUAUGAGUGUUCAUGGUUACUGAAUCAACAAUAUAUAUUUAUACAGGGUGUCUUUAAAUAGGUUGAUAGGUUGAUAAAAAUAGGAUGACCAGAGGCUCACAGGACCUUGACACUGUAUUUCCCCUAGAAGUAGUAAGUCUGUAUUUGCCCAUUCAGUGCUCACAGAGACUUUAUAGAAUGUAACUACCACAAAUAAUCAGGCAACAUGAGGCGCUGCUGAAGACAUAGAACUCAUGUUCCUGAGAUAAGUUAAUAAGUUGUUACCCCCUUCACCAUAGGGCCAUGGAAGAUGUUGAUAUUGGUAGUAAUUGUAUGUUCUGGACUGCAAAGGACAAUGUAAGAGUUUUUUGAUUCGCUGACAACUGAAUGAGAAAAUGUCUUUUCUUUUUUCUACCAUGCCUUUGUAAGGAAGUGUGGAUUGAUGGCAAUCAGGAGUUACUUCCCUGUGAAGUCUGUGGAAGACGCUUUGCAGCAGAUGUUCUGGAAAGACAUGGACCAAUAUGUAGGAAACUCUUCAACAAAAAGCGUAAACCUUUCAAUUCCCUGAAACAAAGAUUACAGGGCACUGACAUUCUCAUUGUGAGAACAGCUCCUCAGUCCAAGCAUCAACCUGUGAGGAGAUCUAACUGGAGACAACAGCAUGAAGAUUUCAUUAAUGCAAUCCGUUCAGCCAAGCAGUCUACACUAGCCGUUAAAGAAGGCCGACCUCUCCCACCUCCACCUCCUCCAUCCAUCAACCCAGAUUAUAUUCAGUGCCCAUACUGUAUGAGGAGGUUUAAUGAAACCGCAGCCAGUCGGCAUAUUAAUUUCUGCAAGGAUCAGUCUUCUCGCCGAGUCUUUGAUCCAGCCCAGACAGCAGCCAAAAUGGCAUCCAGGGUGCAGGCUAGGGCUCAGAUGAGUCCAAAAAAAGAGCCAACUGUAACCAGUGCCGUGAGAGUGUUGCUGCAGAACAGGGCCCUGGGAUCCCCGACUGUGGUCCCAGCUAGGCCAGGAUUAGCAGUGGACCCUGCUUCUGGAGCAAAACUCAGACAAGGAUUUACUAAAUCUUCUAAAAAAGAUUAACUCCUAGAGGCCAGACGGUCUCCCCUUAUCAGCCUGCGUGGCUGUGUACCCAGGAAUGCCACCUAAGGGGGGGGAAAGGCAGACAGCUGUUCCAUAAGCCCACGAUUCUUCUUGAGACGUCAUGUAGAACAAGUAAAAACCAGAUUCAGAUUUUCUUCUUCUUUACUCCCUUUAAAAUUUUCAAAACAGUAUCAUUAAACAACAUAUCAGCCUGCGUGA